AUGGUUUUCGGGCUGCUGCGCCGGGCGAAAAAGGGCGCCAUUGGCGAGCCUUCCGCCGACAACAAGCAAGCUGUGCAACAGGCCCUUAAGAUGGGCAACGAAGCCAUACGCGACAUGAACAAGCGUAUGACCCACUUAGACGAGAGGAUCAAGGAAUGCGUCGAGGAAGCAAAGCGUAAACACGCCAACAAUGAUAAGCAGGGCGCUUUGGGCGCCCUGCGCCGCAAGAAGCUCUAUGAGGAGGAGGUUGCCAGGAUCUCCGCCUCGAUAAUGACCCUCGAGUCACAGAAUAUAACGCUUGAGGGCGCACAAAUGCAGCAACUGGCUCUAAGCGCUCUUUCCACCGGAGUGACGGCGCACAAAAAGCUGCAGCAGCACAUGGCCACCAGGGAGGUGGACGAGCUGAUGGAACAGCUGGAGGAACAGAGGGACGCACAAGCGGAGAUCCACGACGCGAUGACCCAGGGCCUGUCGCUUCCGACAGAGUUCGAGGACGAGCUGGAGGCGCUCAUCCAGGAAGAAAAGAUGAAAGAGGCGGCCGAGUCACAGCAGCUCGAAGAAAUCGCAACCGAGCCCGCCGAGAGGCCCACGGUACAACCAGCGCAGCCCGUCGCCACCGCCCCCCUUCCUCAGGCCACGGAGCGCGCCAAAACGGAGGAACCCAUCGCACAGUGA
This is a messenger RNA of Babesia bigemina, 675 nucleotides long. Its product is annotated as SNF7-RELATED, putative. The transcript has 4 exons. The record is from RefSeq and is a predicted model, not a curated record. Bases 1 to 675 code for a protein of 224 amino acids. Gene Ontology annotation, biological process: vesicle budding from membrane; late endosome to vacuole transport via multivesicular body sorting pathway. Gene Ontology annotation, cellular component: multivesicular body; cytoplasmic side of plasma membrane; ESCRT III complex. Lineage: Eukaryota; Apicomplexa; Aconoidasida; Piroplasmida; Babesiidae.